Drosophila novamexicana is the source of this 1514-nucleotide messenger RNA. RefSeq names its product LHFPL tetraspan subfamily member 3 protein (gene Tmhs). Bases 270 to 1067 code for a protein of 265 amino acids. The record is from RefSeq and is a predicted model, not a curated record. Gene Ontology annotation, cellular component: plasma membrane. NCBI's taxonomy places the organism in Eukaryota, Metazoa, Arthropoda, Insecta, Diptera, Drosophilidae. The transcript is spliced from 6 exons. Gene Ontology annotation, biological process: sensory perception of sound.
GGAAUUUCGUGAUCGUUCGUCCGUUUCGAGUACAAUUUUAUCUCAUGGUUUUCGCGACUUUUUAAAGUUUAUGCACAACGCACGCUGAACAACAAUAAAAUUUAAUAACGUUAAGCAAAACAAGAAAUAAUCAACCGGUUCUGCAGGCUGAUACUUCAAAUUAGAAUUUUAAGCGUGCUUAACGUUUUUAACAGCAAACAAUAAACAAACAGAGGCCAAAAAGCUGCCAAUUCAUAGCUAAAAAAAAAAAAGAAGAAAAAGCAAACAUAAUGGGCACCAAAAUCGAGUACGUCGAUACGACGCAUCUAUACGCUUCCAAGUACAUACGCAACUCCAAGGCAAUUGGCGUGCUCUGGGCCAUAUUCACCAUAUGCUAUGCUAUCAUUGGCAUCGUCGCAUUUGUCACGCCAGAAUGGAUUGGCGAUCCGGAUAGCGACAGCGCCGGUCGCCUGGGCCUUUGGCAGCAAUGUCAGCGCGAUGAGAUCUUCGACAAUUGCCGUCGUCGCUGGGAGAACAUAUUUGCAGUGCCCACGUUUUCAUUUCAGUUGGCCACAUUCUUCAUGAUCGCCGCCGUGGGACUGGCCUUGCUGACGAUAUUCUUUUUGGUGUGUUUGCUGUUCAUGAAGUCGACGCGCGUCUUUCACAUUUGCGGCUGGAUGCAAAUAAUAUCAGCGCUCUGCAUGAUUGUGGCCUGCGCUGCAUUUCCCUUUGGCUGGAAUUCAGAUGAUUUCCGCAAGAUAUGUGGGCCGGAGGCGAAUCGCUUUGAGUUGGGCCUCUGCAGCAUUCGCUGGGCAUAUCCAUUGGCCAUCAUUGGCUGCGUGGAUGGCGUUGUGCUGGCCACAUUGGCCUUCAUUCUGGCCACGCGACACGUGCGCCUGCAGCCGGAUCCCAUCUACCAGAACUCGCUCUACAAAGGUGAAAUUAACAAUGCGUAUCUGACGGAUGCCAUUAGCCUGGCGGGCUCACGCAAAUCGAAUCCGCACAUAACGGGCCUCAAUUUGCAGCCCAUUUUGUUGGUGGCGCCGCCCAAUGAGGACAGCAUUUCACAGUUUUCCCGCUAUCACUGAGAAAUGUUGAGUUUUCCGGACGCUGAUGCAUAUUCAAAUGUUUAACGGACAAACGCAUUUGGUUGCUGCGCUGGCUAAGCCGAAUUGCACGAAACAAUAACCGGUUGGCGAGUACAAAAAUAUUGGCAAGCUAGGCUGUACGAAACUCGAACCGUUUCAGUUUUUGUUACGUACACUGCUUGCUUUUAGCAAGUUCACAAACCUAGAGAUUUGAGCCUCGUUGAAUGCCAAGUGCAAGUUUCGUUAAAUUUGAAUUUGCUUUUUGGCUGUUACAAUUUAAAAUUAUUUUUAUGUAAUGCGUGAAUCGUGUGAGUGUGAGAAUUGCCGUGUGAAUGAUCGACUGAAUGCUUAGCCUAAACUUAAGUUUUAAUUAAUUUAAAUGUAUUUGUGUAUAGCUUGUGCCUAAAUUCAUACGUAUAGUACAUAGAAUAUGAUCGCUGCCUGUAA